Molecule: messenger RNA, 1370 nt
Organism: Schistosoma bovis
Lineage: Eukaryota; Metazoa; Platyhelminthes; Trematoda; Strigeidida; Schistosomatidae
Source: the annotation of a GenBank genome assembly
GUCAGUGCUUUACUUCUGAAUUCAUGUAUUUAUUAACUUGUUAUUGUUAUUAUAGAAAUUCAAAGUAUGGUUGAUUGAAUAAUAGAUUCCGCAUUUCGUCACUCUAAAUCGUGUCAUAUAUGACAUUUAAGGCACAAAGGGGAUUCAAAACUUCAGUGUAAAAAAACUAAGAGGUUGGUGAUGAAUGGAAUAAAAGUAUGAUUUUGGGGUGGAUUCAUAUUAUGCGACGUUCUAUAUUUAUGGUGGUUGAUGAUAUAGAAAUUUCAAACAAAUGUUUGACAACUUUUCUAUUUACUGAUACCUCCUGAGACUGAUUGCUAGACAAGAGUACAGGGAAACAAGAGUCAAAUGUUAAGAUUUCUUAGUCAGGAAACUCUCUCUGAAAUAUAUUUUGAUUUCUAUAUACAGCCGUAUGUAUUUUCGCUUAAGGUUGUGCGCUCAAGCGUUUAAUAUUUUUUUUAGACUUUUGAGGUCAUAUAAUGUCAAGUUUGCUAAAAGAUUGCAUUAAAUACUUUCACACGAAGAACUUAUAUGAAGUCUUAGGAGUGACUAAGAAGUGUGACAAAACUGAACGUAAAUAUACAAUAUGAAAUAUGUCAUCUUUUUAUAGUUCGCAAAGCUUUCUAUAAAUUGUCUUUACUUCAUCAUCCUGAUCGCCAUGACAGUGACUCAAAGUCAGAGGCGACAAAACGUUUCCAAGUACUGUCUAGAGUCUAUUCGUACAUGGAAGAUGACGAGAAACGUAAAGUCUAUGAUGAGACAGGUGUUAUCGAUGAAGACGAUGAGAUCACAGGCAAAUCAUAUGAUGAUUGGGUUAAAUACUGGCAACUUUUGUUUCCUAAAAUCACAACUGCACAAAUAGAUGACUAUUGUAAAAAGUAUAAAGGAAGUGAACAGGAAACGGAAGAUUUGAUCAAGAUCUACAAUCGUUCUAAAGGUGAUAUGGAUAUUAUAAUGGAGUCUUUAAUGCUCACGUCAUAUCGAGAUGAAAGUCGAGUUCGCGGUCUUAUUGAUAAAUUGAUAUCUAGUGGUAAAAUUGAUGCAUAUACGAAGUACACACAUGAAAGACCUGAGAAAGCAAAGAGAAGAGCUAAACGAGCACUAGAGGAAGAAAAGUUGUUUGCAAAGGAACAGAACAAUAAAAACAAAAAACAGAUAGUUGAUGUUAACGAAGAUUUGGAUACAUUAGCUAAGGCAAUUCAAGCACGACAUGAAAAUGCAUUAAAAUCAUCAGAAAACUUUCUGGAUAAGAUUGCACAGAAAUAUAGUUCAAAGCAACAGUCGCCAGCUAGGAAAAAGCCUACUAAGGUUUCAAAAACUUCGAAGAAAAAAAAAUAAUUACCAGCUUGAUCUAAGAAAAAUGUAUUUUU